This is a messenger RNA of Porites lobata, 6096 nucleotides long. The record is from the annotation of a GenBank genome assembly. NCBI's taxonomy places the organism in Eukaryota, Metazoa, Cnidaria, Anthozoa, Scleractinia, Poritidae.
UUCAGUGGUGCGGAAAGACUUAAGGUGAAUGGAUUGGAGAAAUGGUUUCAAGCUGGCAAAGCUCAGGUAAUCCUGUUGUAUUAAACUAAUGUCAUUUCUCCUAACUUACAAAAAGAACAGUUUUUGUUUUCCACAAGAAGUUGACUAAAAUUGCGUUUUUUCUACGGCUUACCUUUUUGUUUUUAUUGAAAUUAGAACGAGGAAGACAAAUUGGGGUACCGCGUAUCUGUGGCCGAUGACGCUUUAUUGGGUAAUGUCUUGAUUUCUAGUUUGUGACGUCUACAUUUUUUUUUGUUUGGUUGCUUUUUUGAUUAUAAGACAUUUAUGUUAAUUAUCAUAGCCAAGAAUCUCAUUUACAAGGGAAUUUUACCCUCCCUGAAUUUUUGUGAAGAAACACUCCAGCCCAAAGGAAAGUUGUUCUACAUAGUAAAAAUUUUCAUUACUUUUCCAAGUUCUGCUUCCACCGACGUUUACCUGGAUUAACGAAGGGGCGUUUUUAUCUACGUGAAAAACUUACAUUGCCAACGGACUGUUUUUAACAGAUUCUUCAUCACUCAAGCAUGGUAAAGUUUUACCUGAUGACCUUUCUCUUAUUGCUUGUGACCUUGUUUCCUGCUGGAAACGGUUUGGACGAGUGCUACCUCUAGAGGAACGACAGUUAGAGCAGAUUGAGGCAGAUGAACAGAAACAGAUUGAAAAGAGCUAUGGUAUGUGCGGUGGGGUUUGAAUGAUGUGUUUAUUGCAAGAUUGCUUAAAAGAUGAAUAAUCUGCAUGACCACCUUGCCUUUGGUCUAAAGACAUUGAAUUUGAAGUCAACGUAUGCUUUCACAUAAAUUUAGGAAUCAAGUGUACGCGUAUUGCAGUACACUGAGAAGAAUAUGAAUAAAGCUGAGACACGCCGCUUAAGAAAACACAGUUUGGUAUUUGGAGAGGCCAAAGGGGCCUAGACGUGACGUUAUCAUACAUAAGCGAAUGCCUGGGGUUCGAGUAUGUUUGUGUUGUAUUUUUUCUCCUGUUUUUCGUGUAUUAAAAUGAAGGUUACUUGAUCCCCCUUCAUGAUCAGGCGUGCUAAAGAAAUGGUUAGAGAUUUCUGGAGACAAGGCAGACAAGGCCACUUAUCAGUGUCUGUACGCAGCGUUCAAAGAAGUGGAUCGAGCAGAUCUUGCUGCAAAGUACUGUGACAAGCACAGCAAUCCCUCGAAAGGUAAGUGUCGGUCUCUUGCGUAGUAAAAAACUCAACGAGUUUCGACUCCCGCCCGGCGUAGUUAAUCGACCUCAAUCGAACUCCAAUCGUUCGAUUAACUUCGAUUGGGUUCGGCAAUCGAAUCAAAUCGAACUCACCCCAAAAUUUUGCCAAUCGAACACCAUUGAAAGUUCGGAAAUCGAACAGUUAAACAAUCAAACAUAAAACCAGUUUCAUCUGGCCGGGUUUCAAACAAGGCGUUGCGUUCUAACACGUUAUGUAUUCGCUUCGAUUUCGCACACGGCGGUGAUGUCCCAGGAAAGACGUUUUGCAUGGUAUUACUGUGCUGUUCAUGUUUCCCAGUCUUAAUUGUGAAUUUAUCGAUUUUGAAUCACUUUAACAAUAACGAUUUUAGUUAAUUUCGGGUUAAUUGAAAUAUUUCUGUUUUCAAACUGCUUAUACAUACCAGAAGGAGAUCCUUCCGAUUCAAUUGAAACUGGAUGCGUUUUGUCUUUCUGCCGAACAAAAUCGAACUUAACGCGUCGAUUGAAUUCGAUUGGUUCGAUUGAGUUCGGUAAUCGAACUCACCGAAAAGUUCCAGUUCGAUUAUGCUCGAUUAUACCGAACCAAUCGAACGACAAUCCGACCGAUUGGGUUCGAAUGGGUUCGAUUGAUUUUGGUUCGGUUUCGUUCGAUUAGCUACGCCUGGCUCCCGCUAACUCGGACCCUCGCUAAUUGGAACCUCGCACUAACUCCAAGCAUCCUCUCUUGUUCCAACUAAAAUCGAUUUCCCCUGGAUUUCUGUCAGACAUUUACCGUAAUUUUACCUUCAAUAACUCGAACUUCUUACUAACUUGAAGCUAUUUCUUUCCCUUUAGAUGAAUUUUGAUAUAAUUUUACCCUAGGUAACUCGAACCAUAGUUUCCACGCGCGUGACAGUUCAAAACAAACAUAGCCUGUUUCAAGAGUUCAGAUAGUGGGGAAGUAGCCUAAAUUUCAGACAUUACUUCGAGUCGCUAAUUCCCUCAGUUACUGAGGCCUGGUUCAGUCGCCGUACUUUUCAUGUCAAACCUAACUGAAUAAGUUCGACUUUGGAGCGACACUCGCACGACAUCUGAUUCAGACGGCGCACCGUGUGUUGAGCCUAACUAAAGGUCGACAAAAGUUCGACAGACUCUGUCGAACUUUUGCCGUACCAAACUGAUUCAGACGCCGCUAUUUUUCCGUAUUUAAUUCAUCAGUUAGGUUCGGCACAUGAGUGGAGUGGCGUCUCAUUGAGGUAGUUAGCGACUCGAAGUAAUGUCUGAAAUCCAGGCUUAAGUGCAGGGGGAGGACGCAAAGAAAUCUGAGAAGGAUUACGCUCUUUUUUUAUAAGAAUAUAUUUUCUAAUAACAUCGAGGCUAAAAUUUGCGAAAUUUUAAGAACAUUUUAAGAAUAAACCCCAGUCUGAGAUUUUGAAAAGGAUAUAAUUCUGUGUGCUGAAAGCCUGUACUAAAUACAUUACAAUUAUGUGUUUUUACCUAUUCCUUUAUCUGAAAGACAAAAGUAACCAAAAAACGAAAAAUCCUGCACUAACUAUAAUUGAUAUCACAAUAUAUUCUUAAACGGAAAUGUCUUAAGCUAUAGUUUAAGAAUAAUACAAGAACAUUUUCAGCCUAAAAACGGCAGAAAAAUACGAAUAUUCAGCAAGGGCUGGAAAAACAACAUUCUUAUAAAAAUGAGAGAGCAACUACCCGUUUUUUUUUCUUCCGCUCACUAUUUCGCGCCACUGCUACACUAUGUGAACGUCUGAUAGAGAUUAAAACAAGCAGUGAACUGCAAUCCGAAAUUUUUGAAAGUUUUUGAAGCUGUUUUUUUGUUUUGUUUUUUUUUUUUUUUUGCAUUCGAAACAUUCUCCAUUUUCACUCGAUUAAUCAAAUUUGGCAUUAAUUUAAACUGUAUAGUGAAAACAGUGUUUUCCCUAUUUACGUUUAUUUGCUUUCAAACUCCCGAUAAAUCGAACUUUUCUGUAUUUCCGUUUGAAAUUACAGCCGCUGUAUGUCCAACUUGAUUUUUUUUGCUUCUGUUCAGGCUGUGAUGACUAAUAUUACUUGCUUCUUGUGAAAAUUCGUUCCUGCCACACAAACGACGCCUGUGGGGCAGGAACGCUUGACGAACCCCAUAGAACGUCUGCGUGAGAAGCUAAAAAGGGAGGCAGCUUAGAUUGUUAAAACUGUUCGACUAGUGCGAGGGGCAUGUAGAAUAAUGCGCGCGGCCCAUUUUUGCCUGUUCGGAGAACUCUCUCAAGUAGCAUUUUAUUGCACGAUGUCCAUACUGAGCUUGUAUACAUCAUGAGUGGUUUGAAGACUGCUUUAAAGAAAAUUAUUCUCUGAACUUUUUUUUCUUCAAGUGUGGGCCGAUGUGGCGUAAAAGGCCGAGUCGCUUGAAAAGCUUGUUGCAGAGUUCAUCGACAUGUACUUCACAAGUUAGGUCUUCAUUUAUGGUCAAGCCAAGAAGUUUAUGCCUUGACACUUGUUCAAUUUUUGUGAUAUAUCCGUUAUAAUUACAACUUCCAGCAUUCCCGUAUCUUUAUCAAUACCCCUCCCUAUACACUUUACCGUAACCAACAAAGCUUUCGUUUUUUGCGUAUUUAUAUAUGCAGGGGCACCCAACGGGAAAUUUUGAGAAAAAGACCAGAAAACAACAACAAAGCAUGAAUAAAGCUUUCUGAAGCCAUUUUAAGCAUUUUGGGAGAUUGCUGGGAAAAAAUCAUCUGUUCCUCACUCCCAGCAGGACUGAUAGAAGAGUUCCCAGCGAGCAAGGUGCUCCUACACUCUGCAACCUGACUUAUUGGGAAGUUUCCCAGCAGGCGUAUGUCCAAAAGUUACAAGCCAGUUUGGGUCUGAUUAUACGGCGAAUAAAUACUACAUAGCAGGUACUCCAGACAACAAAUUCCCUCCGACACCCUGCACUGUCUCUUUCCCAGCAACACUUUCCUUCCAAGGACGUAUCAUUUUUCCCAAAUGUCCCAGCCAGCAAAAAUUUGCAUGCAGAGCAGAUAUUAUGAGGAACAGAUCCAUCGGGUGCCCCUGUAUAUGGUUUGUUACCUCUAGCCCAUCUCUCCAUCUCUGCCAGAUCAUCAGAUAAUGAUGAGUACUGAAUAAACUGCUUUCUCUCAGACCAGUACGAUUUAAACCAAACAACGGAAGAGGGAUCGGCCCCAUAGAUAUAUAUUUUUUUUUUGGUAGAAGUUCAUGAUCAAUUACAUCAAAAGCUUUGCGAAACUAGUAUAAACAGAAGACCAGUCAUAUCGUCAUUGUCCAUGUUUGUUAAUAUCUGAUCGGUAAGUUUGAUUAGGGCUGUUUCUGUAGAAUGUCCCGAUGUCCCGACCUAAAAGCUGAUUGCAGCUCGUAUAACAAGUCAUAUUUCGCAAAAAUUUAAAAAGGGAGCUGGCUACUUGUUUUUCGAGAAUCUUCAGCUGAGAAGACGGGUAAAACAGAUACAACGUUAAACCUCACACUGAACAAACUGCAAUGUUAGCUCGCGGAGUAACAGGAAAAACAGUCGAGAACUCGAACUUACUUACAACUCGAGGUUAGUUUAAGUUUGUUUAAGAGGAUCCUUCUUCAAAGGUUACAGUGUCACAGGCUAACCAGCUCGCCAUUACCGACGUGAACGUAUUAAAAAGCAAUUAGUCCUCUAGUUUUAUUUUUCGUUUAUUUGUUUUUGUUCCUGCUGUUUGGUUGUUGCUGUUGUCGUUUUACUACAUGAGGCAGAAGAGAUAUAAAGAUCUAAAUAUGUUUUAUUUAUAUGGCGCUAAAACUAUAUACGGAUGCUAAGGCGCUGAUAAAAGCUGACAAACACUAACAGAUAACAAACAGUAUACUCAGUGAAAAUGAAAAUUAAACACCGCAAUCACUGUACAAGGAUUGGAUCAUAGGGCAUUAUGCCAAACGAAAUAAAAAUAGCCUUUAGAGCCUGCUUAAAACCCUGAACACUUCGGAUACUCCUGACAGCUGAAGGAAGAAUGCCCAUGCGUACUUUCCUUUCUCUUCUUGUAAUUCCAUCAACAAUUUGAAGCAACCGAAUAGAAUGUCACCCUGCCUGGCUCAAAGCCAUUCAUACAUAAUAGGCAAGUAGAAAGAUUUUUUCGGCUGAACCUGUCGAGAUCAACGUGUCGCAAGUCAGAUGGAUUAGCUAUGAUAAUAAUCAACCAACGUUGACGAGUGAAAUAGUUUGUUUUCUUUAUUUCACAGAUUAUGUGGCUUUGCCUCCAUCCCCUCCAGUUAAGGCUGGCACACCAUCCGAUCAAGACCUUCUCGAUGUUUCUAAUGAAUUUUCUAAUUCGUGGAAGUUGUUCUGUCGGGUAUUAAAACUGUCUGAAGCCAAGUUGGCACAGAUUGAGGAGAAAGAGCCGGAUCUUCCCAGCAAAUGUCACGGUAUAGUUACUGAUUUGCUUUCCUGAAGUAAAGCCUUAAUAAGCUCACAGACCAAAGCCAAUGCUUGGCUUUGGUCUGUGUAGAAAAGAAGAUUGCAAGAGAUAAAUUAGUGAGUAGGUUAAUGUCAAGAAGCCGUCAUUAAACCAAAUAAAUGAUGAUGAUGAUGAUGAUGAUUAGUGAUCACUGAAAAUGUUGAUGAUGAUGAUGAUGAUGAUGAGGAGGAGGAGGAGGAGAGCAAAGUGGAAAAUAAAAACAAAAACCUUCAGGUUUUCCUUUAACAAAUCCCCUAGUCUUUCAUAUAUUUUUGAGUAGACCAGGACCUCCUGAGUGAACCUAGAACACAUUUUAUCGCCGCAGCUGUGUUAAAAACGUGGAGAGAGCAGAGGGGAUCUGCAGCAACAUAUGAACUGUUGGCUCUGGCACUACGGCAUCCAGCUGUGGAGCACAGAGAUCUGGCUAAUAAACACUGCUUUAUGACGAAGAUUGCUUCUUAAG